Molecule: messenger RNA, 1611 nt
Organism: Dicentrarchus labrax (European seabass)
Lineage: Eukaryota; Metazoa; Chordata; Actinopteri; Moronidae
Gene: rhno1
Product: RAD9-HUS1-RAD1 interacting nuclear orphan 1
Exons: 3
Coding region: 183-1088 (301 amino acids)
Biological process (GO): recombinational repair; DNA damage checkpoint signaling; cellular response to ionizing radiation
Cellular component (GO): nucleus; chromosome
Source: RefSeq, a predicted model, not a curated record
UCAGAGACGACAAUGAAGGAAGCCGGGAAAUAAAAAGUAACAAGGCGACGACAAAAAAAAAGUGUAUAGCAGACAAUUUAAGAGGAAUUACUAACUGUUUAUGCAUUUAUGUAUUGUUUGCAAUGGUGGCCAUCACUUCUGCUUAGUAUCACAUUAAGGAUCUCCAGGAAUGAUUUCUAUUAAUGCCACGUAAAGCCAUAAAGACAGAGAAGCCUCCCCUGCUGUUCCUGGAGCGGACUUUGUGUGGAGCCAGACUCCAAAAUGUGCCUGAAGUGCGAGCAGCGCUCAACCCUAAAGAGUUCUUCACCGAGACAGAAGCACACAACAGCUCAGCUCUUAAUUCCUGGGUAAGCCCGCAGUUCGACGGUUCACUUGCAGCUGCACCUCCAGUGAGGCGUGGGAGGAGAAAAUGCCACUCGUCGACAAGCAUCCUUGACAGCUGCAGUCAGCUGUCCAGGAAAAACAGCGUGUGCAAAUUCCCCUCAUUAACGUUUCAGACAAGGUCAAGAGACCAGGCUAAUCAACCAAAAAGCACACGCGCAAAGAAAGAUACAGAGCGUACUGUUGUGUCUGACGCAGGAAAUCAACCACGGGGAUCAUGCCGAAUCAAAAGGACCGUUUCAAGUGCACAGUUCUCAGACACACCGAAGAGACAGACGACCUCAAUCAGAAAAAGAAAUGUGGAGAGAUUCUCGGCCGCUGCCGCAUCCUCCAGCAGACAUUUGGAUCAACUUCAAACUCCAUCUAUUCAAGUCACAGAGAGAUGUGGAAUCCCAGCAGAUGGUUCUUCAACACCUGCCUCCAAUGAGUUCAUCACUUCUGAGGUCAGCGGUGUUGGUCCACCGCCUGAUGUGGACACUCCAGAAGUAAUACAAGAAGGGAGAAGUUGUCCCUCCUCAGCCUCUGUACACUUGCUUGUGCCUCAAUCAUGUACACCACCAUGUAAUCAGCCACCUGACAUUUUGGUGUCUGACACACCAGAGAGGGAUUAUGGGGUGAAGGUGACAUGGAGGAGGAGGAGGGGUUUGAUGUUGUUGAUGAAAGAGCGGGGCCAUCUCUCUGAUUCAGAUGUGUUCACUCACAGCUGAUGUAUGGAGCUGAUGAGAAAAGAAAGAGAGCACUGAUCUCUACAGAGAAGAGAUACUGAUUAUUAAUUGGAUAGAAUUCUUUCUAUGAACUAUUUUGAUUGCACUGAACAGAGCUGCUGCUUUCUAAAGUGAUUAUGACAUUUCAGUUCACUGAUGGCUUACUUUGAUUUAACCUCAUAAUAAUAAUAAUAAGCCGAUUAAAUAACUCUCUCACACCCACUCUCUCUGCACAGCCCUGGUAGUUGUGAUUGUAAGAAUCAAGAUCCCAAUUAUACUGUACUGUUCCAGAUUAUGUGGCAAAUCAGAGGCAGUCCUUCUAUUGAAACCCAAUCUUGACAUCUAACAACACAAGUCCAUUGUCUGUCUGUUUUUCAUUGCUUCAGCCUUUAAAAGGCACAUAAAUGUAAAAAGGUUGCCUCCAUAUGAACCGUAACUGAAUAUCCAUCAAACGCUAUAUCAUUUUGUCAGUGUCAUGAAAUCUUGAGUCAGUGGUGUUAAUAAAACCAACGGUGCUGCAGGAGGA